Molecule: messenger RNA, 4056 nt
Organism: Darwinula stevensoni
Lineage: Eukaryota; Metazoa; Arthropoda; Ostracoda; Podocopida; Darwinulidae
Source: the annotation of a GenBank genome assembly
AACAUGCCAAAAGUCCAAAAAGGAAUACAAAAUGCCACACUCCAGCAGAGAAUGCCCAGGAGAAUCAGAACGGCGUGCGCAAUAAUGCCACCGAUAAGAGACACGCUUAUCAAGUGAAUCGCUCGAGAAGCGCAGAGAUGAACGAGGUCCUGAAGGAGCUGGAGAGGGGCAGCUACAUGCACAAGAUCAAACCUGACGGAACCUGGAAUGGAAGGCGGUUCCGAAUCAGCCUCCCGGACUUACAGUUCACCUACAAGCCUUCUUUCAAGGGAUGUUCUUGCAGUGCAUCAACUUGGAGAUUGCAAAGGGUUACUUCAAAUGUUGACUAUCGCAUUGUCUACCACAAUGCAGUGGACAUCCACGAUAUGCAAGAAGUAAGGAGAGGCUGGAAGACAGAUUCUUUCAACAAAGUGGCAGCCAGGAUGCAGCGGGGCGUGAGGGUGCCGCAUCCGAUCGAGGAGAAGACGUGCUUCUCCGUCAUCCACGGGAAACAGGGGAAGUCUCUCGACGUGGUCGCACCGUCCGACAGAAUUCGGGACCAGUGGGUCACGGGUCUCCAGUUCCUCAUCGAGAAGAUCCAGUGCGAGGAGAUGGAAGCCAAACAUGAUCGUUGGCUGAGGAAGCAGUUUGAGGCAGCUGAUGAGAACAAAUCUGGGAGAUUAAAUUUUGAUGAAGUGUGUCAACUUGUUCAGCAAUUGAACAUUGACAUGGACAAGAAGGAAAUCAAGUUGCUUUUUGAUAAAGCAAAUGUGGACAAGAGCAAGGCUGGAGGGAAGAAUUCCCUCAACCAAGAUGAAUUCCUUCAAUUGUAUUAUGUGCUCCUCUAUCGCCCAGAAGUGGAAGAGAUCUUUAGGAAGUAUAGGGGGCAGGAGUUCAUUUCCAUCGAUGGACUUGGAUUGUUCCUCAAGGAAGAGCAAGGGAUGGAAAAUGUGACUUUUGAGGAAUGUGCAGCAUGUAUUGCUGCUUAUGAAACUCGAGAAGAUCUCAAAGAAGCAGGAUAUAUGAGUGCCAAAAGUUUUGCCAAAUUCCUGCAAUCAGAAAUGUUUAAUGUAUUUGGCAAGAGUCAGAAGAUCCUCUGUGAUGACAUGACCCAACCUCUUUCACAUUAUUACAUCGCUUCUUCUCACAACACAUAUCUUAUGGCUGAUCAGCUUACAGGGGACAGCAGCGUGGAGGGUUACAUCCGGGCUCUUCAAGCCGGCUGCCGAUGUGUUGAGUUGGAUUGUCACGAUGGACCAGAGGGAGAGCCCAUCAUCUACCAUGCCUACACUCUGACGUCCCGCAUCCGCUUCAUGGAUGUGAUCAGCGAUGCCAUCAAGGGUUAUGCAUUUGUUGCUUCUCCUUAUCCUCUUAUCCUCUCGCUGGAAGUCCACUGCAGUGAAGAACAGCAGGCCAAACUGGCUCAUCAUCUCGUCACUUUCCUCGGAGAUAUGUUGUAUAAGGAUCCCGUAGAUCCCGAUGCGACUUCCCUUCCAUCCCCCGAAGCCCUGAAGCGAAAGAUCAUCAUCAAGGCCAAGAAACUUCCGGCCGAGUCGGGCGAAGAAGCCGAGGAGCUCGACGGGAUGUCCGGGGACGAGAGAGGGUCGGGUUCCCCGAAUCAGAUUUCUGCCGUCAACGGGAUGAGCAAUGAAUCAUCCUCUCCGGAUUCCUCGCGUGUUAUCUCAAAUCAUAUGUCUGACCUUGUGAACAUUUGCCAAGCGGUCAAAUUCAAGAGCUUUCAGCACUCCCGGGUUUUUGGAAAGCCAUAUUUCAUGUCAUCGUUUAGCGAGGGAAAGGCCACCGAAAUGAUUUUGGCAGAGGAAAGCGAUUUCAUCAACUACAACCAGCGGCAGCUGUGCCGCAUCUACCCGCACGGCUUGCGCACCAGCUCUUCCAAUUACUACCCUCACACUUUCUGGAAUGUUGGCUGCCAAAUAGUGGCCCUGAAUUAUCAGACCCCGGACAAACCAAACACAAUCAAUCGGGGAAUGUUCCGCCAGAACGGGGGCUGUGGCUACGUCCUGAAGCCCCACUUCCUUCGUUCGGGGGCCUACCACCAGGGGAAUGAAACACGGAAGACCUCCAUCGGAUUCGUGUAUCAAGAUGCCGGCCCUGCCGGAGAGUGGAGGGUGGAGAUGAGGCUGGUGAGUGGUUCUUGUCUCCCCAAGCCCAAGGGGAAACUGGAUGGGGAAGUGGUGGAUCCCUACGUUCAGGUUAAACUCUAUGGACAUUCCAAGGACAAGUUCAAGUUCAAGAGCAAGUUUAUACACAAUAAUGGGUUCAAUCCGCAUUGGGAUGAGAAGUUUGAGUUUGUGGCAAGAGUGCCUCAUUUGGCCCACCUCCUCUUCCUUGUCAAGGACUACAAAACCUCAGGGAAAGAUGACUGCCUUGCAGCUUACUCACUCCCCCUCACCUGCCUACAAUCUGGUUACCGCUGCAUUCGGCUGGAGGACUUGAGCGGCAACCCGCUUUUUCCUGCAUGCAUCUUCAUCCACACAAUCAUCAAGACCAACUGAGUCAGGUCUGCUCGUCUCGCUGCCACUCUCAUUUCUCGUCUAUCCUCACGACCAGGAACGAGUAUUUUUUAUUUACAUCAUCAAUGGUGCUGUAUUUGACAUUUUAUCAUGUCAAAAUAGGCUGAGAAAGCUGCUGUAUUAAACCCAUAUCCUACACUGAGCCACAACGACCCUGGUGCCCACGAGAUCGACUCUUCCGGUCGGCUCGUUUGUUGUUUCGUACAAUGUAUUUUUUCUGUGAUACUAUCCUGUAGCUUGUUCUUUUCCUUUGUUACAUCUUUGUUUUGAAUCAUGAUGAUCCUCCCACCUCACCAUUUUGCGAAAUUCUAGACGCAAGACUCAACAAGCAAGUUGCAACAACAGUUGCAGGCCCAACGACUCGUGGAUAUCGCUUUCACUUCGUAAGAUGUGGUACCUGUGUAUUAGAAUUGCUCAUCUAAGGCUCACUAGAAAAUGUGUGUUCAGCAAACAAAUUUUCACAAUGGCUUGGUUGAUGUGGUGCAAUUUCAUGUGCCUUUGAAUGCUCUAUUCUUUUACUGAAGCUGUUACUGAGCUUUGUUCUUAGUUAUGGACAAUAACAUCCUGUGAUCAAUUUCAUGCAUGACAAGAAGUAAUAAGCAAUUGAUAUUUGGUGCAGUUGGACAUAUACUCUUUCCUCUGAUGUUGCACUCAGUACAUGAGUAUGAGUGGUUGUAGUCACAACAUAUGUAGGUAUUGCAACGUAUUGCUGACUGUGCCAACCUGUCCUCACCCUAGAAGGGGAAAGGACAUGACAAUACUGCUUGGUGAAAUCGUUAUGAUCAUAGCCCACAUGUUGUGUGCAAGGUGAGAGGAAAGAUUGGGGGCUGCACAUUCAAACUUUACAUCCUCUGAUUUUAUUCAUCAUUCACACUUGCUUGUACUCAUAAAUGCUGAAAAAGAAGCGAAUCCAGGAUUCUUGGCUUGAAGUACCGUAUGCUUGAAGAAUGCCCAUGCGCACUGUAGUGUUGAUGUAUGUUGUAUGUUUUGGAACUGAUGCAGUGCUUCAGUAUCUUCAUGAUGAGAUGUCAGUUGCCAUUGCUUUCGCCCUGUCUCAUCGUGCGCUUCAUGAGCCUGGGUCUCCUGCAUUUCCUUCCUUCCAUGAAACCUGUUGCAGUUCAACGUGUGCUUACAUUGUGGCCUUAUGCACCGUCUGAGAUUGAAGGCAUCUUCUCGUUAGGUUUCAUAUCGUGUGUACAAUUUCCUGCCUUUAAUUACGCCAUUGCCAUUUGGUUCGACGACCCGAUGUCCAGAUUCUGCCGUCCAAGUGCCCUUUUGGUGCUCGAAUCAUCAAAUGUAGCUUUCCCCAUCGGAGCUUUCGCAAUCGUAGGCAUUCCUCUGUAUAGCGAUCUCAAUUAAGCUUUGUUGAAUCUAGCCAGAUCGAUAUUUGAUGUUGGGAAUGAUAUUCUGUCUUUCAUCUAGACCGCUUUCAUUCCAUCCCUUUGUGCUAGUUGAGUUUUUUGUAGAGCCUAACCCAUGCUUAUCCUCAGCUUGCGAGAAGUACCUACUUUAGUGAAUUGGACUCAGUGAAACAAUUUCUAUU